Rotaria sp. Silwood2 is the source of this 912-nucleotide messenger RNA. The record is from the annotation of a GenBank genome assembly. NCBI's taxonomy places the organism in Eukaryota, Metazoa, Rotifera, Eurotatoria, Philodinida, Philodinidae.
AUGACAAAUGAAACAUCUAAAACGGUUUUUCUUGCUGGUUGUGGAGGUGGCUAUGAUAUAUUUGGUAGUCUACCAUAUUAUUUUAAAAUGAAAUCUUCUGGAAAUUAUGAUGUCACACUUAUCAAUUAUGCUUUCACUGCACAUCAUAUUUUAUCUAAAUACAGUCAGCAAUUAACAAAAUUACUCUUUCGUGUUGAUCCAAGAACAGACGUUAGCUGGCUGACAGAUAAUGUUUACUUUCCUGAACAACGUCUUGCUAAUGAACUUCGAGUGCCUAUUUAUGCAAUCUUAUGUAAUUAUGAUGAAACACGUAUUGACUUAAUCGUCGAAGCCUAUAAAUAUUUAAUACAAGGACGUAUCAUUGAUGAACUUGUUUUGAUUGAUGGUGGCUCAGAUGUUUUAUUAACAGGCAAUGAAAAACAAUUGGGAACUCCGGUUGAAGACAUGUCACAUGCACGUGCUGUUCAACUUUUGUCUUCAGAUCAGGUUAAAUCAAAAUGCAUUGUAGUCAUCGGCACUAAUCUUGAAGUAGGUCAUGGUGUUCUUAAAUCUGAUAUUGAUGCGCGAUUAACUGCUCUUUCUCCUCAUGCUGACUUUACAUGGUUGUGGCAAUAUGAACAUGAUGAUGCUGUUCGCUACUAUGUAGAUAUUUUUAGUCGCUGUUGUCCUCGCCAUUCGAUUGUACAUAGUCUCAUUUGUGCUGCAUUGCAAGGCCAAACGGGAUACUAUUUACCUGAACACUUACGUGAUCGUAUUACUAAAUCAGUUGUUUCAAUUAGUCAAGAAACAUGUAUUGCAAUCGGUUAUCAUUUCGAUGAUGUUAUGCGUGAAAAUGUCUACUUUAAACAAUUGACUCCUGAAAUGAACUUGAAACAAGUUCAUGAUGUUAUUUUUAGUAAAAAAUGGAAAUGA